AUGUCUUCCGAAGCUGCUGUUUCUUACGCUGCCCUCAUCCUCGCUGAUGCCGGUAGCGAGAUCUCUGCCGACAACUUGCUUUCUCUUACCAAGGCUGCUGGUGUCAAGGUUGACAACAUCUGGGCUAAUGUCUACGCUAAGGCUCUUGAGGGCAAGGACCUUAAGGAGCUCCUUUUCGCCUUUGGCGCUGCCGGCCCUGCUGCCGCUGCUGCUCCUGCUGCCGCUGCCGGUUCCUCUGAGGCUGCUCCUGCUGAGGAGAAGGCUGAGUCUGAGGCUGAGGAGUCUGAUGACGAUAUGGGUUUCGGUCUUUUCGACUAA
Molecule: messenger RNA, 318 nt
Organism: Magnusiomyces paraingens
Lineage: Eukaryota; Fungi; Ascomycota; Dipodascomycetes; Dipodascales; Dipodascaceae
Product: ribosomal protein P1
Exons: 2
Coding region: 1-318 (105 amino acids)
Biological process (GO): cytoplasmic translation; translational elongation
Cellular component (GO): cytosolic large ribosomal subunit; ribosome
Molecular function (GO): protein kinase activator activity; ribonucleoprotein complex binding; structural constituent of ribosome
Source: RefSeq, a predicted model, not a curated record